UUUAUUUUCUCUCCAGUGACACAUUCAUUCAUUCAUUCAUCAGCCCUGCUCCCCUCUUCCCAGGUGGAGGGACAAUGACGCUGGCUGCUUGACUAUCUCCUCUCAUUAUCAUUCCCCCUCCCCCUCCCCCUCCCCCUCCCCCUCCAUCCGUCUCCCACUACAGCUGGAUAAGCCAACCACUAACAGCUCGACUCUCCGUUACAGAACAGGGAUUUGAAGAUUGCAUCCUCACAUUUGUAAUCAGACGUAGGAGAGGAUUAUCGCAAGGUCUCCUCCAUCUUGUGCUCAUCAGCUAGGGCGGCUGCUGAGACAAAAGGAGGGAGAGAAGAGGAGGCUGUGGAGGAGAGAUCUCAGGCAGCUCAGUGGAUGGUGUGGAGGUAAAGACAGAAAGGGAGGGAGAGAGGGCACCUGUGGAUGAGAGGAGGAGGAGGAGGAGGAGGAGGAGGAGGAGAGGGAAAUGAAGUCUUUCUAAGGAACUGCAUCCAUCACCCGUCUGAUCGGAAAGGGAGAGGAAAGAGAGAAAGAAAGAGGCUCAGCAGCGAGUAGAUCACUGCCAGAGGUCUCCCAUGGCAGAGGCCAGGCACCCUGAGUCGGAGCUGAACCAACAGGGGGGAGGUGUUUCCUUGGAAUCAAGCGUCUCUGGUCAGUCCCUGUUUGACACCUCCCGGAGCUCCACGCAGGCAGAAGAACCCUCAGGUCUGGCUGCAGGACCAGGCCCCACCUGCCAGGAGGAGCCAAAGAACACUAACAAUAAGAUCUGUACUGCAUCUCCUCCUACCAGAGAAACUAACCGCAGCAGCCUGAGGGUCAGCGGAGAGCCUGGUGAACAGGAUCAAAGCCCGUAUAAACACUGCGUGCCCCCCAGGGUGUCAAGCCGCCCUCAUAGUCUGGCUGACACGUCUACACCCUCACGUCACCGCAUGAAUGCAGCCAUUGACACGCCUCAGGCUGGCAGGACUCUACAGAGUCUAACACCAGCCUCUCUGCCUGUUCACAGGAGUCACUCAGACACGUUACCUCUGGUUCAACAAGCAGGGCCCCCCCAGGCUCCGGUCAGCCAGACCUGUGGCCUUGCUUACCACGGAGGAGAUAAGAGUUUCCCAGAAGCUGAGAGUCGCUCCACACUAGCCUGCAAGCAACCCAUGCAGCUGCAACAGUGCAACAUCCUCACCACUAUCUGCCGAGGGGUCAGCGGGGGAGACAGUGGUGCACAGCAGCCUCAGAGCGGGUGUGUCCGUGUCUCGCCCCCCAGGGCAGUGGUUAAAGUGGAGGGCGAAAAGGGCCAUCUUCUCCCUCAGUGUGACAAGGGGCUGUGUUACAGCUCCUACCUCCCUCAUGCCAAUUUUGAAGACACAUUUGCUGCCUACUGCCACCCCCAGCCCAUCCCCGCCCCCUCCCAGCUCCUGCCACGCCUGGCAGGUGUAGAGCAAAGCUGCGACAGGCAGCGCCCAACUGUGCUUCCUUCAGUGACCAACCAACUCACCCUGCCUCGCCUCAUCUCCUCUGUCAGUGAGACAGGCCUGGACGCCAAGCAUCUGCUGCGGUGCUGCAACCUCAGCUGCUCCUGGGUCAGCUCGCUGCCCCCCGGUGGUGGACCACCAUCCCAGAAACACUUCAGCGGAGAGGGAUGCUGCAGCAGCCCCAUUGGCCAUGUUCGAACCAAGACCCGGGACAUGGGGACUAUGACGGGCCACAGAGAGAUGAGGGACGUCGGGGUGCAGACAGGACAGACUGUCACACCUCAUGUGUUCCCUCAGAUCUGUCUAUCAGAGGAGAGCAGACGCAGCAUCUCCUCCAGCCAGACUCCAUCACUGACAAACACCGACAGCAAUGAAGGCAAGAAACCGGGGGGUGCUCCCAAGUCCCCAGUGAAGGAGGUGAAGUGGGAUGCAGAGGGGAUGACGUGGGAAGUGUAUGGGGCCUCUGUGGACCCAGAGGAGCUGGGUCUGGCCAUCCAGAGACACCUGGAGCUGCAGAUCAAGGAGACGGCGAGCCGUGCGGCCAAACUGUCACGCCAAAACACCAACACCUCCCGGCAGAGCGGGAACACCAGCUGUCAGAGGAAGACGAGCAGAAUGAUGGGCUCCAUCCGAACCUGCUGCACCCGGACCACCACAGCUGUGGACUGACUCACCCUCUGACUGACGGACAGGACAGUACCUGAACACUGUGUUCAGUAGCCAGCAUGGCUGCUCGGAGCCUCAGCCUCAAAUGUCACCUGUCUGAUCAGAAGGUCUAAAGAAGACAGAACAAUCUGCAUCAAUGGACAAGCUUCACAUGAAAUGUCUCAUGAUUAAAGAUUUGUGUUGUUAUUAUUAUAUUCACUGAAAUCAAUAGAAAAAGCGCUGAAAAUGAAACUACUGCUUAACUAACAACAGACUGAUAUUCCAUCAUUUUCUGUCUGUGGUUCAAUAAUCCAAGGAUUGCAAAUAUGAUUGUUCCAGCUGUGCACUGCCAGUGUGUUCAGAGGGCCGGUCCUCUUCAUACACGAGACAGUACCUGUUCAGUGUAAAGCAAUGUGAUGCAACAGGACUGCAAUAAACACUAUGAAUGUGCAGGGUGAAGAACAUCAUGUAAUACAGUGAAAAAUGUUAAUGGAAAAUACACAUAUACAGUGUUACCUCAACUUAACCCUAACCCUAACCUUUGACCCGUGGCUGGGGCCAACCCUUUAACCCCGCCCACUCCCUUCCUGCAUCCUUGCUCUUUUGUUUGUUUUGGAUGAAAUUUAAAUGAUAUGAGGCUGCCUGGAGAUAUUUUCUUCUUAACUAUGAACGAACACAGGCAUUUUCAAUGACCAUGAGACCAACGACACCGAAAACUUUGAAACUAUUUUAAGACUCUGCCUGAUUCUUCACCACUGCAGGGCCUGGACUCAUGUGGGAACAGAGCGUACAAUGAUUGUUGUAUGCAAACAAAUACACCAGCUCUGUAGCAUGUGGUAAAUCACUGUUACAAACAAGAGUAAAUAGUCCAUGAACAGAUCCUGGUGGAACUCUAAGGCAAAAGGAUGAAACUUUGUAUGAUAAAAGUUAAGGAAUUAGGUUUAGGGUGUGGUAACAUUGGAUGUGCUGCUAUUUGAAUUCUAUGUAAGAUUCCUCAAGUUAGGUUGUUUUAUGCUCCCCAAAAAAUCAACCAAUCAACCACCUUUAUUUAAGAUUUUAAAAGACAUGUGGUCACAUAGUUGCUGUGCUGCACUAAAAAACAAAACCAGACAUGAGACAGUUGUGUGUGUUCAGUGACUUUAUGCAGAGUCUGAUGGGAAAGCUCAGAAAUAAAUAACACAUGGGAUAAAUCAUUCUAAUAUUAUAUUGUUAUUUAAAAAUAAUACAUGUUUGUUUAUCUCGCAUACAAUAGAUUUAAUACGUACAUUAACAUUUCAUUUGUCUUAUUCACAUUUUAUUUUAUUUUUUCACCCGCACACUCCUCCACAAACAUAUUCCCGCUUUGCUCUUGCAGCAUUCGAAACCUUCCUUGUUGCUUAUAAGUUCAUACCAAUAAUAGUUCAACAAAUUUAGCUCAUUGUAUAAUGAUAUAUUUACAUAAUUUCAUCUUUGUCUUACCUGAUAUCUCAUAGGUGUCAUCUGUCAUUUUUAGGACUCCACAAUAACCAGUAGAAGUGUCUGUGAGGGAUUAUUACAGUACCAGAGAGAAAUCAAUCAGAACUGAACUGAACACUUUUAAUUACUGUGGGUUUUGAAACCAAGGUUCAUUAAGAGAAUUGUUGGAUUGCUUGUUAAAAUGUUGAUUAAUUGUAUUUCAUGGUGCUUCAGCUCUGUGGAGAUGUAGACACAAAGACAUUUCACUUCUGAACAACAUAGAAACCUUUUGUGGGUCAAACAAAUCCAGGACAGUUUCCCUGGAUAUUUCACUCUGUUUAUGGUACAUGUGUAUUUUCCCUUCUACAAUAUAGACAAUUGUCACCUGGUCUGAAUGUGAGUAUUAAAUUCAACCUGUUCUGUCGCUCAGGGUGGGUGGUGGUGACCGUAGUCCCCAUGGUUGUCAUAGAAAACAGCAGACCUGCUUGUCAUUCAGUCCAUAAUGUUAAUAUUGAAAUGUGCUUUUCCUUUCACUAUAGCAUAAAUAUAAAAUGUAUCUUAGCAACCACUGGGCAGAUCAUGACGACCUCUGCUGUGGAUAUCCAGGUCCCCAGAGGAUGACUGAUUUUGAUGACCUGCUUACCUUGUGUCUGAUCACCAUUAAGCCAUAAUGUCACAUUUUGGCACAAGAAAUAUCAAAAUCGAAUGGAUAGACUGACACUAUGAACAGUUUCUGUUUGAACAGUGACAUUAAAGUUGUGAAGUGGCUGAUGAUAUUAUUCUGAUUUCAAUCUGCUGAUUGACAGUGGUAUGUCACUGCUGCUAGCUUAUGCCAUACGGUAACUACUUCUUCAAGGCAACCGUCACCGAUGUGAUAAACACUAUGUAUCUGGAAGCUAAGCAUGAGCUAAGAUAUUAGCUCCGGAUGGCUAGCAUACCAUGUGAAGCCUUAACCAUUAAUCCUAGCUACAUCGCGAUAGGCGUUAUAUCAAAAGGUUUAUUUUGGGUUGUCCAUCCGUCUGUCCCACUCUCGUGGACGUGAUAACGCCUUGACAGAACUUCUUCAAAUUUGGCCCAAACAAUCGGGAAAUUUCCCCACUGUGGGACUAAUACAGGAAUAUCUUAUUCACUUGGACUCAAGGACAAACUGAAUAUAUUUUGGUAAAGGUCAGUGUGACCUCAUAAAAGAUUCUUUAGCCAUCACUCAAGACUUCACACAUAUAGACUCUAGAUAAACAGGGAUGCAACCUGAUCCUGUAGGAAUUGGUACAUGGCCGCUUUGAGUGAUAUCUGCUAGAUGAACAUGAGUAGCACAGACAAGUAGUACAGCAUGCCAUUAACUCAAUGCUGCUGUAUCUUCAUGCCACCAUAGUCUUUCCUGUAGCUUCACCCUCAGGAAACACUUUAACCACGCCUGCGGGACAGCUGUGGUCCGCCACUGUGUCUCUCCAACACUUCAGUUUAUAUUGUGGGGUCAAAAGAACAUGGCAGCCUCCAGGGGGCACUGGUGGGGCUUUAGUGUUGUUAUUCUUGGAUAGAAUAUUUACACAAUUGAAAGUUAUGUAUGAUGAAACUAUAGGUGAUGUAUGAAUACACCCGUUAAUAGAACUAUUGCAUGCUUCAUUGAAAACAUGAAACAUCACUGAAUAUCAUGUAUUUAUAGUCCAGACAAUAAUAAACUCCACCACCCAAUUUAUUCCCUCAUGUGUGAUGUUACAGUCAUACAGAAUAUAUCAGCUCAGGAAGGAGCAGAAACACCAUUAAUGGAACAUACACCAUUUAGGUAUAAAACAAGCCAAUCAAACUUUUUGGUGUGCUUUGAACAUGUACGUACAGAAAGGGGCGUCUUUAUAUCAGGUGGUUAUAGAGGUGACAGAUUUAAACAGCAAAUAGUCACUAUAGUAAACCACUAUGAGAUUCAUCAGUAUCACCUGUGAAUGAAUCACAGAUUAAGAAUGAAACACAGCUGUUCAUUAAGGCUCUAGAAGAUGGAGAUCAGUUUGAUCUCUGUAUGUCCACUAUAGAAAUAGGUAGGACCAGGAAGUGUUCAGCAUGGCUCAGCAUAAUGACUGGAAGCAGACUGCUUGUCUAGCUCCAUCAGAAGAAUCAAAACAAUAUGCAUUAAUGGAGUUUAAGUUGUGAUCAAAAUUGUACUUAAUUGUACAACAGUAGAUGUGUUUAAUGAAGAUACAUUUAAAUUAACUUUAUAUUUACAUUUACAUUUACAGACAUUUGGUCAUUUUACAGACACUUUUAACCAAAGGGGGGAGAACUCUAAAGCCUUGAAGUAAGAGAUGAAACUUACAUUCAUCUUCUCAUCUGACAUUGUAUAUCUAUUCUUUACCAUUACAGUGGACAACACAAUGUUACAGCAGAGAGACGCUAUCAUAUAAUAUAAUAUAAUAUUUUUUUGAUUUUGUGCAAACUCAAAUUCUUCUCAUAUAACCAUAUGACUUCUUAUGGUAUUUUAUGUAAUGAUAAAAUAUUCUCUGUGUCCACCAACUGAGAUGACAGUCAGCUAGGUGGCAUGACGCAAGAAGGGCUUUUUUAAAAUCUGUAUUCUCUUUUCUUUCUCUGUUUUUUUUUUUUUGUCUGUACUCUGCUUUAUGCAUUAUGGCUAAAUUUGAAAAUAACUGCAUCAGUGGUCGUUGUCUGUGUAGAGGCCCUCCAUAAUCAUAUUUUAAGUUUUACACGGGAAUUGAUGCUGAGUGUUUGUCUGUUGAAAUUGAUGUUAAAAUGUUGUUUUAAUUGUGUGUAUCCAAGAAGAAUGUGCCCAAAUUUUGAUGCCAGCAAUAAAAUCAUAGAAACUCUGUGA
Messenger RNA from Seriola aureovittata, 6354 nucleotides. RefSeq lists its product as uncharacterized. Gene Ontology annotation, cellular component: plasma membrane. The transcript has 2 exons. Bases 567 to 2129 code for a protein of 520 amino acids. Gene Ontology annotation, biological process: neuron projection development. Lineage: Eukaryota; Metazoa; Chordata; Actinopteri; Carangiformes; Carangidae. The record is from RefSeq and is a predicted model, not a curated record.